AUGGUUGUCCGGCAUAGACUAGAAGAAAAACGAAAGCAUUCAGAUGCUGAUUUGGAAAGAGAAGAUGAAUGUGGGAUCUGCUUAGAGCCAUGCACCAAAAUGGUUCUGCCAAAUUGUUGUCAUGCAAUAUGCAUCAAUUGCUAUCAUGAUUGGAGCAUAAGGUCUGAGUCCUGCCCAUGUUGCCGUGGUAGUUUGAAGAGGGUGAAUUCAGGGGACUUGUGGGUUCUCACAUGCAGUGGGGAUGUGGUUGACCAAGUGACUGUGUCAAGGGAGGACAUGUUUCGUUUUUAUCUUUACAUAACCAGCCUGCCUAAAGAUAUUCCAGAUGCUCUUUUCUUAUUAUAUUAUGAGUACUUAAUCUAA
Molecule: messenger RNA, 363 nt
Organism: Ilex paraguariensis (yerba mate)
Lineage: Eukaryota; Viridiplantae; Streptophyta; Magnoliopsida; Aquifoliales; Aquifoliaceae
Source: the annotation of a GenBank genome assembly